Messenger RNA from Xylaria bambusicola, 1221 nucleotides. RefSeq names its product FMN-dependent alpha-hydroxy acid dehydrogenase. NCBI's taxonomy places the organism in Eukaryota, Fungi, Ascomycota, Sordariomycetes, Xylariales, Xylariaceae. The transcript has 7 exons. The record is from RefSeq and is a predicted model, not a curated record. Gene Ontology annotation, molecular function: oxidoreductase activity; FMN binding. The coding region runs from base 1 to 1149 and encodes 382 amino acids.
AUGCUUUCUUCAGUACUGUCGCUCUCUUUGUUUGGAGGAACAUUCGCUGCCCGCCUAUUCCUCAAUGAGCCUGACACUGGCUUCGAUGAAUACUUUAAUCUUGCAGAUGGGGAGCUAGCAUCUUUAGAUGACUUGGUAGGGCUUCCGGAUUUUGACGCAGCCGCGCGGCGAUAUAUGCCAAUACGGAAUUAUACUUACUACCGUAAUGGCGCGGCGGGUGAAUGGUCGUACCGCAAUAACCUCGAGGUCUUCAACCGGUAUCCGAUUAAGCCACGGACGAUGAUAGAUAUCACAAAUAUUGACGCAUCGUUACCAACCACAAUCUUAGGUCAUAACUUCUCAGUGCCUUUCUUUAUUGCCCCCUGUGCUCGAGCUGGAUUUGGAAACAUUGAAGGCGAGAAAGGUCUAGUCGAGGCUGCAGCCGCUGAGAAUAUACUGUAUAUACCUUCGCUAUAUGCCACACUAUCGACCGCAGAAAUCGCCGCCCUCAAAAAAGAGGAUCAGGUGACCUUUCAGCAGUUCUACUUGGACUCGGACAACACAGCUACCCAGGGAGUUUUUGACGAUGCUAAAGCGAACGGACAUCAGGCUAUCGUCUUCACCAUUGACUCGCCUGCUGACGGCAACCGUCAGCGUGCUGUUCGCUACGGUGUAGGCCCGGAUGACACGACCUACACUUUGAUUACCUGGGAUCUUUACGACAACUUCCGCACCAUGACUGACCUCCCCAUCAUCUUAAAGGGUAUACAAACCGUCGAAGACGCGCGGAUUGCUGUCGAGCGUGGCGUCCCUGCCAUCUACCUCUCGAAUCACGGAGGGCGGCAGAUCGAUGGCGUGCGCUCCCCGCUCGAGGUCGCCAUCGAGAUCCACCAGCAAGCACCUGAAAUCUUCAGCCAAAUCGAGGUGUACGCAGACGGCGGCGUCCGGUAUGGUGCCGACAUCAUCAAGCUGCUUGCGCUCGGAGUCAAGGCCGUCGGCGUCGGCCGACCGUUCAUGUAUGCGAAUGUCUGGGGCACCGAGGGUGUCACCAGGGCUAUCCAGAUAUUAAAGCGUGAGCUCAAGGUCGAUGCUGCGAAUGCGGGCGUGGCGGAUUUAAAAAAUAUUGACCCAAGCUUUGUUAUUUGGGCACCCAAUAGCUAUGAUGCAUGACUUGUUAACCUAAGCUUAUAGGAAUUUUCUUGUAUAUAUUUUCAAAGACUUGAUAGUUUGAAAACUAGGUCG